Phasianus colchicus (ring-necked pheasant) is the source of this 1456-nucleotide messenger RNA. Lineage: Eukaryota; Metazoa; Chordata; Aves; Galliformes; Phasianidae. The record is from RefSeq and is a predicted model, not a curated record.
ACAAGGGGCAGGAGGUUUCCCUUCUCCAUGGAAACCCUGCUUCCACCAAACGUAUCCCAUCGUGCACGUACCAAGGCACUUCUCCUGUUCUGGGAAGGGGCACAGAGGUUCACCUCUCUGCCUGUGGGCUGCUGGUGGUGAGGUGCUGUCAUCUCAUCUCUGCCAGGUCCUGCCAAGCUUCAUGUCCUGAGCUGUCUGGCUCCAUAGGACCCACGCCAAGUCUCUAGAUCCCUUGCCCCUUGGGGCAGUGUGGAGGAGAAGAUCUGGUAUGCCAGCUGUUGACGGAAUGACUUCUUCUGGUCCAGGUUCCUGGUUCACCACAGAGGAUGCAAUGAGGAAACCAGUGCAUUCGAAGCCACCUGUGUCACUGGGUAUGUACACGAGCAUGUACAAGAAGGAGUACAAAUGGCCUGAGGAAAGCAAACCACCCACUGAGGAGGACGUGAAGAAGCUCAGAGCCAAGGAGUUUGCCGUGCCCCAGGAGCCACAGGCAAUGCCAUACUAUGACAAAGCUCUCAGGGAAGGCAGAGAAGUCAAGCAAAUUGAGAAGCAAGAAGGCAUUACCCUCAGUCCCAGUGUGCUGCAGCAGGCUCAUGAAGAGCAGAGAAAGCACUUUGGUUCAGACCUCCCGCUAGCAGAAGGCCAUGCACCAAAGCCGUACCUCACCACUGAACUGACAGCAACCCAGGCGGACAGACCAGAGAGGCCACAGGCUCCCAGUGGGCUGGAAAAGGGACUAUCUUCUUCCCAGCACCUUCAAGCCGUUGGUGGUGGCCCAGGAGCAACAGGGAUGUUGCUAUAUAGGCAGAAGCUGGAUCCCACCUGGGGUACCUACCAGCACUUCAUGCUGGAGGCAGGCCAGGCCCUGCAAGAUGAGGCUCAGCAGAACAAGAAUGUGGCCCUGGCCUCGUCAGUUUUGGUGAAAGAGUACUUUGACCAUGACCAGAGAAGUACCUACAGCACCGACUUCCAGCACCAGCCUGCAGCCUACACUGGGAGCUGUAUAGCAAAUAAGAAUCUAUCUCACAUUUUCACUGAAGCUGAACGCUUCCACCAGAACCGCUGGGUGUCUGAAUACAAGGACAACUACAGCAUUUCCUUGCAGAAGCUGAAUUGGGCAUCUCAAGGCUGCACUGCAGAGCUUGGCUCUGCCUUGAAGCCCCAGGGGUUGUCCUCCCAGAGUGAGGUUGCACCAGGCACAGCCCAAUGAGCGCUGCUCCACGUUUCAUCCCCAGAAAGGAGAGGAAAAAGUGCCUGAAUGUGAGCUCCAGCUUCCUGGGGAGAAGCAGAAACCAGAGGCUGGAGAUGACAGUCACCCACUAAGCCACUUGAGCUCUGCACAGCAGACACCAUCCUACAUUGCAGAGAUGGCUCUUCUGGGACAACCAGUCCUGAGUCACCUCCUCAUAAAGCUGCUCCCAGGUUCACAUUUUCCAUAGUUACUUCACAUCCUAUA